Acaulospora colombiana is the source of this 918-nucleotide messenger RNA. NCBI's taxonomy places the organism in Eukaryota, Fungi, Glomeromycota, Glomeromycetes, Diversisporales, Acaulosporaceae. The record is from the annotation of a GenBank genome assembly.
CUUCAGGGCGCGCGACUGCCGCUCUCAUCAUUUCUCCCAGGACUAUUCAAGGCUCUUCAGCUUCUCGCUAUCAGCUGGGCCGAUAACGGGGGGCAAGUUCUCAUAAACGAACCCGCUGGCGGAAACUUCACUGUCGAAAUUGCGACCAACCGUGCUUUCACUCAUUACUCAUAUGGUGGAAGGCUUGUUACCGCUUGGGGAGACGGCAAGAAUCACCCGGACGAUUACUCGAUCACCAACCUCGGUGAUGAACCCAAUUCCUCCAAUUCAGGCUUACAUACUCAGAACGAAACGAUGGCUGCCGGUACAGUUUUUGCAAUCUCUUAUGAGAGUGAUAUCAAACGCGUGACCCCUGAAAAUUUGGUCGUUUUCACUGUCGCUUAUCACACCUGCUGCCCUUCCUGCUUGUCCGGAGGAAGGCUGUCACUGUGUAUGGGGCCAAAUAUGUACAUGAUGCCUCACAAGUGUAAAGUCACUGGAGCUACAAGCACCACACCCCUAGCACCCGCCGUGCCACCCCAAUGGUGUGAGGAUGACGAGGCUCGAUGCGUUCAAGGCCCGAAACAAAUGAUCUUCUGGAACCAGCUAGAUGGAAACAAUGUUGUCACUACUGGAACGCAGAAAGAUGGUGCUCAGGAUGACAUCUUCCUCCCGCCCUCCUCAUCUUCCACCAUUGCUACAUCAACACCUGGAGAGCUUACAACGAGCACAGCUAUCUCGGGAGCUGACCCAUCGACCCCUUCUCUCUGUGUCGAACCGUUCGAUCAUUUAUCACACCAUGAUCUUGGUCACUCUUGUCACUUGUGGUGUCCUCGCUUUAUACAGAGCAAACGGAAAAGAGAUACCCCAAACAAUACCCUAGUUUCCGAUUGCUAUGUCACUUUGUUGCACACCUUUAUCAUGUUGGUCCUAGAUAUG